Molecule: messenger RNA, 2098 nt
Organism: Gryllus bimaculatus (two-spotted cricket)
Lineage: Eukaryota; Metazoa; Arthropoda; Insecta; Orthoptera; Gryllidae
Source: the annotation of a GenBank genome assembly
UACAUAAUACGCUCAGCUGCAUGCAAGCUGCGUGCGAGUCAGCUGUCAGCUGAUAUAAUACCACCACUGGUACUUGUACUUAUGGGCCCACUGGAGAAUGCUCGUGGGAAUAAAUUUAGUCUGAAAGUUGACAUAGAAAGCGGUGUUCUGACAAAAUUAGUGUGUAAUCCUGGUAGAGAUUCCAUAAGCUUCCAUUCCAUUAGAAAAAUGGAAAUGUUUGUUUGCAUGUAUCGUUUUUUGAUGUGUAUGACGAAUGAUUUCUGUAAAAGGAUUUCAUCAUGUAUGACAACAGAUGUUUAGACAUUAACUUUUAUUACGAUGUAUUUAUUGUAUCACUAGACACCUGAAGGUUACAUACAAUUCAUCAUGAAGUCUGUUCCAAUGUCGAAUGUAAAGAUGAAAUGGCUGGAUCAUUUGAACAGUGUUUGGGCAGGAGAAAAUUGUGAUAAUGUGUGUACCAGGGAUGGUGUAUUUUUAUUAUAUGAACGCCUAGUGGCAAAUAAAGAGGUUGUGAUUUCACCUACAACAAGUUCAGUGUUAAAUCAAAAUCCAGUCCUACCAGAUUUUGAGUGUGAAUCUCCUUCAGUUGGUGAAUUGGAACAUCAUGUCACAGCUCUUCUUAAUUCACAAUUUGAACUAGCAAGAAGUGUGUGUGCAGAAUCACCAUUUUCAGUUGUCCUGAGGCAAAGGUUAUUAGUUUUAUGGAGAAUAUUUCAUUCCGUAUCGACCAAAUACCAUGACAAGGAGAAGGUAAAAUCUCAAUCAAGCACACAUGACAACGAAACCAGAAGUGAGAGCAAUGAAAGUUCUAGUGACAGAAGUUGUUCUUCAUCUCAAGCGUUGAUUGAGAUGGGAGUUAAAACAGGACUUAGUCUUCUUUUUACAUUAUUACGUCAGAGUUGGCACAAUGCUGCUUUAACUGGGAGCAUUAACCUCUGCAAUGAAGUAUUAACAACAGCUGCAGAAGUUGUUAGAAAUUUACCUCCAUUGGCUUUAGCCAAUGAGAGUCAGAUUACGCCUCUUGGUGCUCAAGGUUUAAGAGAAGUUACUAAAUUUUUGAGACAGGCUGCUUUACCAUCAUCUGGUGCAGAUACUACUGGGCAACUGCUUGCUUCAGAGUUACUCUUAGCAUUGGCUCUUCAACGUGGAUCCCUCAGUCAUCUUCUUGAUUGGAUUGACAUGGCUCUUUGUGCAUCUGCAUCUAAUCCUACAGCUACUAUCACAGCUACAGUUUUUGUUGAAGCUAUCUCUCUAAUGCAUUCAUCUGUUGCUGGUACUGCAGGGGUGAUUUCUUCUGUUCAAAAACCUACUGCUGAUGAGAGAGGCCAUGUACCUCUUUAUCAAGCUGCUAUGUACCUUAUGGAAGAGGUAUGCAAUUACUGGAAUAACUAUUAUUUUGAAUCUUUUUAUUGUCUUGAUUUUGAGAAAUGUUUAAAGAGUAGAAAAAGGCCAAUAAUAGACAAAGUCAGAGGAGGAUCCUCUCAUUUUACUGCCAUGCUGUUGUGAUACCUUAGUCCGACCAUGAGGACUGGAGUGGUGGAAAUCUCUGGUUACUAGGGACAUUAAAUAUGAGUAAUGUCAUAAAAACAGAAUUCAUAUUAUGCAUUGUUUAAUUGUUUUCUUAGUUUAAACUUAACGUGAUAUGAAAAAUUUUUUCUACAUUUGUUCCUCUGCAUUGUGGACUGGAGAAGACAAGAAUAGAUGUUAGAUUUUAAAAAAGUGAUGCAGGGAUUCAUAAUUUGUCCAUGCAUCUUUCUUUGUUGCCAUAAAGAGUUUGAUUAGCAAUGUGCAGAUUUUUUUCUCAGAAAGGAGUAGUGGAUCAGAUAGCUUGGGAAACCUGUAAUGUAUGAUCAGCAAAAUAGUGUCCUGGAAUGCUUUGAUAUUUUGUUGUGUGUGUUGUCUUUUUAUUUUAUAUAGCUUUAACUUUAUUAUUGAUCAUAUGUGAACAAAAAAAAGAACAGUUACAGUAUACCAGAUCCAAGAUACUGUAACAGGGGAGCUUGAUACAUUAUCAUUUUUUAGUAAUCCUCCAUUAAUAUUUCAAUUUGCCAUAUCCGUCACAUCUCGUUGCAGUCAGUUGUCAAGAGGACCUCCAAGU